AUGAAAACGUCGCGCCUCCUCAGCCUCCCAGCUGAACUCCGCCUUCGCAUCUACGAGUACACUCUAACCGCCCCGGACAACGCUAUAGGGCUUUACUUCUCCUACCAGACCAACCGGGUCAAACCCGACCUUGGACUCGGCCUCUUGCGUACCUGCAGCCAGAUCUAUCACGAGGCGCGUGAUGUGUUGUACACUAAGAACACGAUCCUUCUAGUCUCGAGCAGCCGAGAAACUCGUCUCCCACCACACGCGCUGCGAGAGCUUCGACAUCUGUUCGUCAUGGUCAACUACGGCUUCUUGUCAGAUGUAUGCGAGGCCGAGAAUGUAGAUUCUCGCAUGCUCCGAGCCAUGACGAGGUUGCAGAGCCUCCGCCUUUGUGUCUUCGAUCAAUUCCAUUUUGGACGAGACGGCUGGGGCACAAUGCUUCCGAGUCUUGUCGAGAGUGUUCCUGCGGGCUGUGAAAUCCGCUUUGGAUUGCGAAGAGAUGUGGAAAAGGAGUUUGUGUGCUCUUAUCUUGGAAGGAGCGCGGACGAGAAGACGGUGACUGGAGAGGUCGAGCGAUGCGAUUUGGAAGAGGCGAUGGCGAGAAUCGAAGCGUCCAAGGGCGCGAAGUCGGGAUGCAAUGCUCCGCCGUCUGAUCAAGCUGGAUCUCGGGCCGUGGAUGAGUUGGAUGAGGGUCCGAGGACCUGGUGA
Coniosporium apollinis CBS 100218 is the source of this 693-nucleotide messenger RNA. RefSeq lists its product as uncharacterized. Bases 1 to 693 code for a protein of 230 amino acids. The record is from RefSeq and is a predicted model, not a curated record. The transcript has a single exon. Lineage: Eukaryota; Fungi; Ascomycota; Dothideomycetes.